CUUCUUUUCUUCUCUCUCUAAAAAACUAACCGCCUCUUUCUCUCUCUUAAAGGCAGCUCGUAUCUGCUUCUCCGCUGUUACUCAAGGUAUAUAUCGUAGCUAUACGUACAUAUAUUACAUAUAUACGAUCGUACACGCAGUACUGUGUGCGUAUAUGUGUGUUUCGCAGAGGAAAAUGCAAUUUCGUCUUUGAAAUUUCAGGUUAUUGGAUGAUUUUUUUUCUGGGGUUUAACAGUGCUAUUGUAUGUAUUUCUGGAAAUGUAUACAUUUGCUUGUGGCGUUUCAUAUUUGUGUGUGUGUGUGUGUGUGUGUGUGUUUUGCGCGAGAACACACACACACAGAGUAAUGAGGGAAAAGUAAUGUGGUAUUUGUUAGGGUUUGUGCGUGUGAUUGAAUUGGAAUUCCGACUGAAGUUUGAUGAAGCAGAAUCGAUUUUGGAAAUACUUUUCUUCAGUUUUACAUUUGCCAUUAUACGAAGCUUCCCCCCAUUGUUUUAUGCUUUAACAAUUGUAAACUUAUAUUUUACCUUUAUUUAACUGUGUUGAUGAUUUCCCCCCUUUUUUUUCUGUGGUUUUAGGUGAAACUGGGGAAUUCUGGAGGCAUAUAAUUUCUUAGUGUGUUUUUUUGGGGAAGAAGAAAAAUGACUAAGCACUUGUUUUGGCUGAUUGUAACUCUCUGCUGCGCAAUCAUGGGACUAAAUUCUUGGGCAAUCACCGAUGAAUCGGAUGUUCAAGCUCUUCGGGAUCUGUACAGAUCCCUGAACAGGUCCGAGCAGCUGGUACAUUGGAAAUCCGAAGGAGGAGACCCUUGUGACGAAGAUUGGAUCGGAGUUCAGUGCUUCGAAUCAUCCAUAAUCAACCUUCAACUUCACGGGCUGGAGCUCACUGGAAAUCUUGGGUAUCAGCUGUCCAAUCUAAAAAGUUUGAAGCAUAUGGACCUUAGUUCAAAUAACAUUGAAGGCUCAAUCCCGUAUAGUUUACCACCGAACCUCACACACCUAAACUUUGCUAUGAAUAAGUUUAGUGGAAGCAUUCCGUUCUCGUUGGAGGAGAUGAAACACCUUCGACAUCUGAACGUGAGCCACAACAUUUUAGUUGGACCCCUAGGAGAUCUGUUUAAUGGCCUUGUGAAUCUUAGAGAAAUGGAUUUGUCGUUCAAUAACUUCACUGGAGAUCUGCCCACCUCAUUCAGAUCAUUGACAAACCUCACAGGCUUGUUUAUGCAGAGCAAUCAACUCACUGGAUCAGUGUUUUUCUUAUCAAAUCUAUCGCUUACUGACUUGAAUAUUGAGGACAACCAUUUUAGUGGUGUUAUUCCAGAAAAGUUUCAAACUAUAGCCAACUUGAGGUUUGGGGGCAAUAAAUUCGACAGAGGAAUACACUAUCCACCAUGGAGAUUUCCUUCCAACAUUAUGCCAAAGGAGCAGAAUAUCACCAGUCCACCAUCAACGAAUUUAAGUGCAAUCGAAAGCCAUCCUUCUCAAGUGUUAACAGGAGGAGUUCACAAGAAGACAAAAAAAUCACAUGCAGCAUCUGUAGUUCUAGUCAUUGGUGGGAUCGCUCUCGUUGCAGCAUUUGCAGCCAUUGCACUUGUGGUCCGCAAACGCCGCUCACAUGGAAAAAUACUCGGUAGUUUGGAGAGCAGUGAAGACUCAAUGAGAUCUCUACCAAUCGGAAGAGUCCGAGGCAUAGAUUAUCUAUCAAUGGCCACACGGGACAGCCCGCGUUCGUCAGCAUUCAGCUCUUCCCCAAUGAUCACCCCUUCUCGUUUGCCACCUAUUCAGACUAGAACGGUAAAAUCAUCGAAGAGAAAAAAUUUCGGCAGGAGUAAAAUGAUAAUUGGUGCAAAACUGUACACAAUAGCAGAGCUUCAAAUGGCAACAAACAGCUUUGGUGAAGAGAACUUCAUCGGUGAGGGUUCCCUUGGUUAUGUUUACAGGGCAGAUUUUCCAGAUGGCAAGAUUUUGGCUGUGAAGAACAUAAAAACAGUACCUCUGUCCAUCAUUGAAGAACAACAAUUCUUCGAUGUGAUUAGAAAUGCAUCCCGUUUGAGGCACCCUAAUAUCGUGACACUUCUUGGAUAUUGCAUGGAGCAGGACCAGCAUCUCCUCGUAUACGAAUUCAUCAGGAACUUGACUCUCGAUGAGGCUUUGCAUUCUGUUGCAUACAAGCCACUAUCGUGGGGCCUACGCCUAAGGAUUGCUCUUGGCAUAGCAAGAGCGUUGGAAUACAUGCAUUCGUUCUGUGUGCCACCAUUUGCACAUAGCAACUUGAAGGCUGCAAAUAUCUUACUUGAUGAAGAGCUUAUGCCCCAUCUUUCUGACUGUGGCCUGUCUAUCUUGAGACCUCUUUCCAGCAAUAAAGUAAAACUCAAGGCUUCUGAAAUGGCAAUUGCUGACAGUGGAUACAUUGCACCAGAGCAUUCUCAACCUGGUUUUGGUGGUAACACAAAGGCUGAUGUUUAUGCCUUUGGAGUGCUGCUUUUGGAGCUUUUGACAGGAAGGGAGCCUUUUGAUAAUUCAAGACCAAAAGCAGAGCAAUCGUUGACGAGAUGGGCUUCAUCGAAACUUCAUGACAGCACAUCAUUAGGACAGAUGGUUGAUCCAGCUAUUAUAAGAACAAUCUCCUCCAAAUCUGCCUCUCGAUUCGCUGACAUCAUAUCCCCAUGUAUACAGCCUGAGCAGGAAUUCAGGCCCACCAUGUCUGAAGUUGCCAAGUCUUUGAUGCUUCUGCUGCAAAAGCCAAUUGCCCCAGAUGGCCUUGAACCCGACUCUUUCGAUCGAUCUUUUAGGUCAACCAAUACCCGUUUCUGUGGAUCACCUACUCUAAGCUGCUACUCCGUGUAAGAGUCAAUAUAACAUACAUUUUGAUCUCCUGAUCACAUUGAUGUGAAAUAAUGUAGCAUAAAACUAAAAAUACACAAACUGUGUCGCACCCAAUUCUUUAGGUUAAGACAAUGCAGCAGUUUCAAAAAAAAAAAAAAA
This is a messenger RNA of Erythranthe guttata (spotted monkey flower), 2983 nucleotides long. NCBI's taxonomy places the organism in Eukaryota, Viridiplantae, Streptophyta, Magnoliopsida, Lamiales, Phrymaceae. The record is from RefSeq and is a predicted model, not a curated record.